Molecule: messenger RNA, 2491 nt
Organism: Micropterus salmoides (largemouth bass)
Lineage: Eukaryota; Metazoa; Chordata; Actinopteri; Centrarchiformes; Centrarchidae
Gene: tkfc
Product: triokinase/FMN cyclase
Exons: 17
Coding region: 126-1868 (580 amino acids)
Biological process (GO): glycerol catabolic process
Cellular component (GO): cytosol
Molecular function (GO): ATP binding; glycerone kinase activity
Source: RefSeq, a predicted model, not a curated record
ACGCUUUUAUUUUGUAGGCACAAUCGCAUUAUUUCCGGUGUUUUCUUGCACAUUCUGGGCGAUUUCUGUCUUCUGGUUCAAGUUGCUGUGGGAAAGGAAACGAAGCCAAGACAAGUGUUAAAGCAAUGGAGCCCAAAAAGAAGUUGAUAAACUCAGCAGAUAGCUGUGUGGACGAGGCUCUCUGUGGCCUCGUGAGGGCCAGUGGGGGCCUGUCUCUGCUGAAGGGCCACAGAGUUGUGCUACGGUCCGACCUGGACAAUCUGAGAGGCAAAGUGGCCCUGCUGUCUGGAGGAGGUUCGGGACAUGAGCCGGCACACGGGGGGUAUCUUGGGGCAGGUAUGCUGUCAGCAGCUGUAGCAGGUGGAGUAUUUGCUUCUCCACCUCCUGCCAGCAUCCUGGCUGCCAUCCUCUCCCUGCACAAUGCAGGAGCCUCCGGAGUCCUUCUCAUUGUGAAGAACUACACCGGCGAUCGCCUCAACUUUGGACUGGCAGCAGAGCAGGCCCAUAACCACGGCGUCGCUGUUGACAUGGUGAUAGUAGCAGAGGACUGCGCCUUUGACCAACCCAGCAAGGCCGGGAGGAGAGGCUUGUGUGGCACCAUCUUCAUACACAAGCUGGCAGGUGCCUUAGCAGAAGAAGGCUGCUCAUUGGACCAGAUUGUUUCCAAGGUGACAGAGAUUUUGAAGGGAAUCGGUACAUUGGGGGUGAGUCUUUCUCCGUGCAGCGUUCCAGGCUGCCUGCCUUCCUUUGACCUGCCUCCAGGAGACAUGGAGCUGGGACUGGGGAUCCACGGUGAACCUGGAAUUAAAAGGUCAAAGGUGGCAUCAGCAGAUGAGGUGGUGAAGACCAUGAUAGAUCACAUGACCAACCCCGACAGCCAAUCACAUCUGCUUCUUAAGUCAGGAGACACUGUGGUUGUGUGUGUGAACAACCUCGGAGCUCUGUCCUGCCUGGAGAUGGCUGUGGUUACAAGAGCGGCCAUCAUCUGUCUGGAGAGUCGAGGCGUGGUGGUUGCCAGGGUCAUGUCCGGGUCAUUCAUGACAUCGUUGGAGAUGGCGGGAGUGUCACUGACCCUGAUGAGAGCCGACCAGGAAACACUUCGACUGUUUGAUGCUAAGACUAGCGCCCCCGCCUGGCCAAACCUCAGCAGUGUGUGCGUAAGCGGACGCUGCUACAUCACAAAUCCUCAAGCCAUGAGCUCGCGGCCACAGGACGACACACACUCUGAAGGACCUCUGAGUCCGGUGAUGCGUAAAGCGUUAGAGAGAGUUUGUUCCACGCUGUUAGAAAAACAGGAAGAACUCAACUCCCUGGACCGUGCUGCAGGGGACGGAGACUGUGGGAACACUCACUCACAGGCUGCUAGAGCCAUUCAGGAGUGGCUUCAGGAUCACGUGGUCCCUGGUUGUCCUGGGAAACUGUUAUUAGUCCUCGCAGGAUUGGUGCAGGAGAAGAUGGGCGGGUCUUCAGGAGCGUUGUACAGUCUGUUCCUGACUGCUGCGGCUGGUCAUGUGACUGAGGGGCGGAGCAACGCCACAGCCUGGGCUAGUGCAGUGCAUGCUGGGACUCAGGCCAUGAGGAGAUACGGUGGCGCUGACCCUGGAGACAGAACGAUGUUGGAUGCUUUAUGUCCUGCUGUGGAGGAGCUGUUGAAGCUAUCCACAUCACCACCUGGUGGACAGUUGGCUGUGCUACAGACUGCUGUGCAGAAAGCGGCCUCAGGGGCAGAGUCCACCCGUGACCUGACAGCAAAGGCGGGGCGAGCCAGCUACAUCGCAGCUGAGCGGAUCAACCUGCCUGACCCCGGCGCUGUGGCUGUAGCAACCAUCUUGAGAGCCGUGCUAGAAUCGCUGGAAGGGCAGAAGUAAUCCUGCAAAUAGUGUCUGAUCAGAUUAUUACCAUCACCAGACUAAUAGUAACAGAAGAGAUCUGUUUUGCCUCACUAACAAACAAAAUGUGACUAAAUGAUAUUUGUGAUCAUUACCUCUCUGAGGCUCAGAUUUGCAAGCUAAUUUAAGUUUAACACAAUAAAUAGGCUACAGUGAAUGGAGACAAAGUAGAUGCCUGAUCAGUUUAGGAAAUUGUAAAAAGACAAAUGUAAAAAAACAAACAAAAAUAUUGUCAGAAUUAAGGCCAAAGAGGAAGCAAAGCAUUAGCUACCUGCACUUUCCGUAAUCACAUAUCUCAUCAGACUGUCCUUGCCGGGUGAACACCCACGUCUUUCAAAUAACUAGCUUGCAGUUUGUAAUGCAGCCUUUCUGCUGAACGCGUGUUGUCUCCUCCUCAUGAUGAGCCAGCUGAUCUCUCUGUAUAGCCGGAGUGCUCCACUUAAGACUAAUAACACAUCCUGAUUCAUCGUGUGUUUUGAAAUCUCAUCGCUCUUUCAUGUUCCAAAUGUUGUACAUGGAUUAAAUGCACUUUCUUGAGACAACAGUGUUGAUUCAAACUAAUAAAACAACUAUUAUGCUGUGUAUAUGCAGUUAUAAUAUAU